ACCACGAAUUUCGCAUCGCCCACAACUUAUGCCGACGGCCGACGGGUGUUAUCUUGGUGUUGUUCUGACCACGGUUCUGACAGUCGUUUGCGGCAUCGCGUUUCAUGGAGAUUUACUGAAUUACACGAAGUACCUUUUUCUCCACCAUCAAGGAUGCACCAAUUAGUGUGUUUAUUUCUUGCUACACUGGUCAGCUCCAGUGUAGCACUUUACCCAUCGUCAUCAGAUGUUGUUGAGCUCACUCCGGAUAAUUUUGAAAGGAGGGUAAUUCAAAGUGAUGAAGUGUGGAUUGUUGAGUUCUUUGCUCCUUGGUGUGGGCAUUGCAAAAAUUUAGUUCCAGAAUAUUCCAAAGCAGCCUCCCAGUUGAAGGGUGUGGUGAAAGUUGGUGCUGUAGAUGCCGACCAGCACAAGUCACUUGGUGGCCAAUAUGGUGUUCGGGGUUUUCCAUCAAUUAAAAUAUUUGGAGCCAACAAACGUAAGCCAGAAGAUUACAAUGGAGCUCGCACAGCCAAGGGCUUUGUGGAUGCUGCUCUUGAUGCUAUCCGUAAGAAAAUUGACACUCAAGGUGGUUCAAGUGGAGGUGGCAGCAGUGGAAGUGGAAACAAAGACAGCAAGGAUGUUGUUGAGCUGACAGAUUCAAACUUUGAGGAUCUUGUGCUUAAAUCUGAGGAUAUGUGGUUGGUUGAAUUUUAUGCUCCAUGGUGUGGACAUUGUAAAAAUCUAGCUCCUCAAUGGGCAUCAGCAGCCACUGAGCUGAAGGGUAAAGUAAAGCUAGGUGCCCUUGAUGCCACUGUUCAUCAACUUAUUGCUUCACGAUACAGAAUUGAGGGCUACCCUACUAUCAAGUACUUUGCCGCUGGUAAAAAAGAUUCAGAUUCUGUUCAAGACUACACUGGAGGACGUGUCUCAAAAGAUAUUGUUGAAUGGGCAAUGGAAAAGUUUGCCGAUAACAUCAAACCACCAGAAAUCAAACAGUUGGUGAGUCAAGCUGUGCUCAAGGAAGCUUGUGAAGAACAUCCUUUGUGUGUAGUGUCAGUCCUGCCUCAUAUUUUAGAUUGCCAAUCUAAGUGCCGCAAUGAUUAUUUAAAUAUUCUCCAAAGUAUGGGUGAGAAAUUUAAGAACAAGAUGUGGGGUUGGGUUUGGUCUGAAGCUGGAGCUCAAUCAGACUUAGAAUCAGCUUUGGAUAUAGGUGGUUUUGGUUAUCCAGCCAUGGCUGUAGUCAACACCAAGAAAAUGAAAUACUCCAUCCUCAGAGGCUCCUUCUCAAGUGACGGUAUCAAGGAAUUCUUAAGGGAUCUGUCAUUUGGCCGGGGCUCAACUGCUCCUGUUAAAGGGGCAUCACUUCCUUCAACUAACUCUGUAGAUCCUUGGGAUGGUAAAGAUGGUGAACUGCCAGCUGAGGAAGAUAUUGAUCUCUCUGAUGUCGAACUGGACGAUUUACCUAAAGAAGAACUAUAGAAGCAUGUUACAUUUCCCCUGAGCCAGUGUAAAUAUUGUACACAUGAAGGAAAUAUGCAGUCAAUUGUAAAAUUAGGAGGGAUUGAAAAUAAUCAUGCAAUGUUUCUAUGCAUUCUGUCAUUGGAGCGAAUGUUGAAUGAAUGACUUCUAAUGAGAAUUGUUAGAAAGUUAGGAUAGUGAAAAAUUAUGACUGAUCACCCUCUUAUUUUAAAUUAAUUUAUGUUUUUAGAAGAAAAUCUUUUUAAAUUUCUUUGCACAGCCAGUAAGUUUGAUUUCUGUAUUUAAAUAGACAUCCACUGUCUCUUUAUCUGUGGAGUAAACAUUUGUAAUCUUA
Frankliniella occidentalis (western flower thrips) is the source of this 1792-nucleotide messenger RNA. RefSeq names its product protein disulfide-isomerase A6 homolog (gene CaBP1). The coding region runs from base 154 to 1458 and encodes 434 amino acids. Gene Ontology annotation, biological process: response to endoplasmic reticulum stress. The transcript is spliced from 7 exons. Lineage: Eukaryota; Metazoa; Arthropoda; Insecta; Thysanoptera; Thripidae. Gene Ontology annotation, molecular function: protein disulfide isomerase activity; protein-disulfide reductase activity. Gene Ontology annotation, cellular component: endoplasmic reticulum lumen. The record is from RefSeq and is a predicted model, not a curated record.